Messenger RNA from Marchantia polymorpha subsp. ruderalis, 327 nucleotides. The record is from the annotation of a GenBank genome assembly. NCBI's taxonomy places the organism in Eukaryota, Viridiplantae, Streptophyta, Marchantiopsida, Marchantiales, Marchantiaceae.
AUGGAAUGGCGUUUGCAGCUUUGUUCGCAUGAGUACAACUGGACAUCCAUCAUAAUUCCCCCCGGAUCUACCAAUCGCACUCACUCGCAUCGACGACAAAACCUCACCACCCUCCUCCGCUCGCUCCCCUCGCUCCCCGCCCCAGAGCCGGGUCAGAGCCCAGCCCAGCCCAGCGAGUCCACAUGUAAUUACGCCCGCGAUAAAAACAAACGCCGCAUGACUUGGAUGGAUUAUGGUGGUGGGGCUCUGACCGACGCCCCCGAUCCGAGCGAGCAAGCAAUCGAGCGACCGAGCGACCGAGCAAGCGAGCGAGCCGAGCAUGAAUGA